AUGGCCGAAUCCGUUGGUAAGCAAGUGCUCUCUGCAGUGACGGAGGGGCAUCAUCAUCUACAGCAACAGCAACCAACAAAGCAACAACCGAAAGAUCAGCAGCGAAAGGACGUUGCCGCCGCUAGCGGUAGCCAUAAUAGUGAAAACCGUCGUUCUAGAGCAGGUAAAUCGUUUAAGGCGGAAGUGGCACAAUCUGCUGCCAAGCCAGAGCGUUCCGAUUCGGCCGAUAAAUCAAGCCAGCCUCGUAGUAGCGUAAAACGAAAACACAGCUUACCGCUGAACAGUGUUGCUGAUCUGCCACACGCCAACUUGUCGGCGGAACAUCCCUCCGUGAAACGGCAGUCAUUGAACAGUAAAGCAACAGCCGGUCAGCAGUCAGGGGUUGCUGCUGUUCCGGUAGCCUAUCGUACACGGUCUCGCACCACUUCCAAAGAGCUUGUGUUUACCGGUGCUAGCAGUAGCAUUGCGGCAGGUUCCAGUAGCACAGUUGAGUACGGAUUUGAUCUCAAAAAUCAGCAACAUCAGCAGCAGCAUCAAGUAUCCGCCACACCUUCUAAGAUAGUAGACGUUCGAAAUAAUCGUAACAAAUCAUCAUCUACCAAAGUAGGCGGAUCAUCCUCAAAAGCAGGAGGUACCGGUUCCGGUCCUCAUGAUAGUACAAAGGUUGCAAGCAAUAACGCAAUAUCGGAGCGAAAUACGACACCUGAUCACAGCAGUUCGCUAUCGUUAGUCCCUUCCUCUUCGUGGACGGUCGAAAACAACCCAACACCAGUAACCAGCGUGCCCGCAGAAACUCCACAACCAAAGGCGAAGCGAGGAUCUCUUACUGGUAAUCGUAUAAACGGUGAAGACAAAGGCGUUUGCACUACCUUACCGCUUGUCGCUUCGUCUCGUGCAAUAAGCAAGAGCAAGGGGAGAAAAUCCGGCAGUUGCUCUUCGUCAUCUUCAACGAAGCUUUUACGUAAAAUUGCCGAUCGGAAAAAUUUACUCACAGAAGAGACUAAAACCGCGUCUAAGGCAGCUAUCAAAUCGGGCCUACGGCGUUCUAAAGGCGAUCGUAAGUGGCACCAAGAAACGACAUCUGUCGCUACACGGCCCUCGUCCUCAAACGCUCCUACGGUAGAGGCAUCGGCGGUCGAAGGACUAACAAUUCGAAAUUUGCGUUCUCAUCAGCAUAAUCAACAGCAGCAGCAACAGCAUAUAACGCUAACUGCGACCGUAAACGAACUAGGCAUCGUCACCGGUGCGCAGGUAUCUUCAAACGCAGUUCCGACUGCGCCAUCUCCGUCGUAUUCUGCUUCUACUUGUUCGUCAGGCGGUGCGCAAGUGCCCAAAAAGCGCCAGAAAGUGGGGGGGGAUCAUAAUAAUCAGCAUAACUACCACCAGCAGCAAUACCAGCAGCAGCACCCGAAUCUGGGGGCAAGACUAGCGGCACGUAGUAGCGGAAGUAGAGAACAACAUCACAAUCAUCAUUUAUCGAACACAGUCAGCCUACAGCAUUACCAGCAACAGCAUCAGCAGCAGCAUCCGCAUUUGGUAGUUCAUCAUCAUCAGGGUCAGCAGCCGUUGCCACAACACUACACGCUACAUUCCCAGCAGAUAUCACAUUUUUCCGCACAGCAACAGCAGCACUUUCAACACUACCCACCGCAGCACCUGCCAGCGCAAUAUCAGCAGGUGCUUCAUCACCAGCAGUUUACUGUAGGCGAAACGAGUGGGUUGCAUCUGCCACACCAGUACGAAGCAGGUGCACCGAGUGGUGCAGCAGUACAGCAAGGUCGUAGCAGUGGAAGUGUUGGAGGUUUACUAAGACGCAGUUCUCGGGGCAAGAGUUCCCAUUCAUCCGCAACCACGGGGUCUUGCGUUAGCUCAAAUCCAACCAACAAUCCCUACCACCAACCACAAUCGCAAUCCGCGUCAUCAUCAUCACGGUCCGGUAGCCAUCAUCAUCAUCAUCACCGAGGUGGUGGUGGUGGCGGGGUAGCAACCGGUGCCGUACAUUUGAGCAACGCGGCCACGGUGAUCGCAGGCACUUCCUCGUCGAAGGGCAGCUCAUCGAAGGGGGCGAUCCUUUUGGCGACCAGUUUCGACGGAACAGGCGCAGUAGGGGGAGUCGGUGGUGGUAGUGGAAGUGGUCCCUCUACCUCGAAUGCGAUGGCCAACGAUGGUUCUCGUCAUAACAACAAUAAUAACAACAACAGUGGCAACGAUGGAGCAAACUCACAACAGCAGCAGCAGUCACAUCCGUUCAUAAAGCUAACAAAGGCCGCACUGGGUGGAGGAGGGUCAUCAUCGGCCUCCUCUUCUGGAGGAGUGCCACCGCAUCAGUCCACAUCUUCGUCGACCGUACCGGACGUGAACAUGUUACAUUCAGCCGGAGCAACGGGAGCCGGUACGACCGCAUCGACGUCUUCCGGGUCGGGUGCUGCAGGUGGUUCAGGUGUUCCACCCCAUCCAGAUUCGGAAAGUGAUGAUAGCGAAGUGGGUCGGCUGCAAGCCUUGCUGGAAGCACGUGGCCUACCGCCGCAUCUGUUUGGAGCGCUUGGGCCACGAAUGCAUCAUCUGCUGCAUCGGACAAUGGGAACAAACAGCAGUUCGUCGAAGGCGCAGCAGCUGCUCCAAGGAUUGCAGUGUCCAGACGAAAGCCAGCAACUGCAAGCUGCCAUCGAGAUGUGCCAAAUGUUGGUAAUGGGCAAUGAGGACACAUUGGCCGGAUUUCCCAUCAAACAGGUUGUGCCGGCGCUUAUAACGCUGCUGCGUAUGGAACACAACUUCGACAUAAUGAACAAUGCGUGUCGCGCUCUUGCAUAUAUGCUGGAGGCUUUACCACGCUCGUCCGGAACGGUGGUCGAUGCAAUUCCUGCCUUUCUCGAAAAACUGCAAGUUAUCCAGUGCAUGGAUGUGGCGGAACAAAGUCUUACCGCACUCGAGAUUCUUUCCCGGCGACACAACAAGAGUAUCUUGCAGGCGAACGGUGUCUCAUCGUGUCUCACCUUUCUGGACUUUUUCUCCAUCAAUGCGCAACGCGCUGCUCUGGCCAUCACGGCUAACUGCUGUUUAAGUUUACACACGGAGGAGUUUCACUUUGUAAAAGAUUCGCUGGCACUACUUGCCCGACUGCUCGCACAACAAGACAAGAAGAGUGUAGAAAGCAUCUGUACGGCGUUUUAUCGAUUGGUGGACAGUUUCCAGCACGAUCAAGCGGUACUGCAGGAGAUAGCCAGCAUGGAAUUGCUAAAGAAUUGCCAGCAGCUGCUAGUAGUAACACCAUCCGUACUGAACAGUGGCACUUUUACAAAUGUGGUGCGAAUGCUAAGUGUAAUGUGUGCCAACUGUCCGGAUUUGGCCAUUACACUCUUGAAAAACGAUAUCGCUUCGACGCUACUGUAUUUGCUGACAGGAUCGGCGGAAUCUGUUACAUCCGACGUGGAAUUAGUUCCUCGUAGUCCGUCAGAGCUGUAUGAAAUCACAUGUUUGAUCGGGGAACUGAUGCCACGUUUACCAACGGAUGGAAUUUUCGCGGUGGAUGCCCUGCUCGAGCGGCCCCAACCGACUGUGCAGGAUGCGGUCCAAUGGCAAUGGCGUGAUGAUCGUGGUGUCUGGCGACCGUAUUCGUCCAUCGAUUCACGUAUGAUUGAAGCAGCCCACCUGAAUUCGGACGAUGAAAUCAGCCUUAGCACGCUAGGACGCACGUACACAAUCGAUUUCCACUCCAUGCAGCAAAUUAACGAGGACACUGGAACGACACGGUCAGUGCAACGGAAGAUAAAUCAUCAGCUGCUUGCUCAGCAGGGCGCGGCAGCUGCUGCCGCCGCAGAAGCAGCAGCAGCAGUAUCUGCGGCAGUCAUUGUGAGUCCACCAACAGCAGGCGGAAGUAUCGUCAAGACAGUAUCUGCAGAAUGUAGCGCUAUAGUAGGAAGUGUGGAGAAUGCAGCUACAUCCACGGCCGUCGCUGUUAUUGGAACAGGAUCAUUAAAUCUCGCCACAAGGCCUCCGAAUGCACAGCGUGAUGCAAGAAUUGCUUGCUUAAAGGAAGAGCGUGGUUUAGCUGCUGAGUUUAUUCGCAACCUGUUUUCUGUGCUGUACGAAGUGUACAGUUCUUCUGCCGGUCCCUCGGUACGGUACAAGUGUCUCCGUGCUCUGUUGCGUAUGGUAUACUUUGCUAACGGAGAUUUGUUGCGGGAUGUUCUGAAAAAUCAGCUUGUUUCAUCACACAUCGCCGGCAUGAUGGCAUCGAACGAUAUGCGCAUUGUAGUCGGUGCGAUGCAGAUGGCGGACAUUCUGAUGCACAAACUACCGGAAGUGUUUGGAAUGCACUUCCGCCGUGAAGGCGUGAUGCAUCAGUUCAAACAACUAACUGACCCGUCGAUACCGAUCUGUGCCGCGCCGUCUCCAAAAUCCACCGGAGGAACACAGAGCGCGCCUGCAUCUGCUACAAUUCAUCCGACGGGCGGUAGUGGACCGACGUUUGAUUUUGACAGCAGUGCCAUUGCGUCCAGCUCGAAGGCUGGAGGAGGUCAGGUUGCAAUAGCAAUCGGUGGUAAUGCGGGUGGAUCGCACGUGAAGAAUCUUUCGUCUGCGAUGAUGAUGGCCAGCACUAAGAUGAGUUCCCAUCACCAUCACCAACAUGUUCCGCAUCAUCAUCAUCAACAGCAGCAGUCUUCGUCGACAGCAACCGGGACGAUGGCAAUGACCAGCAGUAGUAACAAUUACACUACAGCAUCUGCUUCUGCAGCUGCCAUAAACCUAAACAAACCUUCGUCGAUGCGACAACAAGCAGCGGUACACCACCAUCACCAUCAUCACUUGAUGAACCUGAUGCCGCACUCCGUCAGUGGACAUGUUUCUGCACCUGGUCAGCAUAUGCCGGUUGCGAAUUUGCAUCACCAUCUGGAUCCAGGCACGAGUGGUGCUACGGUUCAACCCAUAGUUCAGCCUACCCCUGGGACCUCGAUCGUAACCGCCACAGUCACAACGACGGGCAAUGGGAACAUUCUGCUGAAUGCUAUCUACAACUCAGCUGCUGCCGCUGCUAUGAACCCGAUGAAUCACCAUCAGUCCCAUCCUCAAGGUCAUGCACUCCCGCAUGCUAUCCCUCAUCAUCAAAGCCAUCAUCCGCAGCAACCGACCGGUGCAUCGGUGACGCAUAUGUAUCAAUCAACACAACACUUCUCCGACGCUUUCAGUGGUUACAAUGUUGCCGUAUCGGAUCAGACCAACGUUGCUCUUUUAACGGGAACCACCGUUGUAGGAGCUCCCAAUGCAGGAACGGCCGUGGUCAGCAGCAGCGGUCCUGGGAUGCACGGAGUAGGCGUAGCGCAGGGAAUGGUGAUUUCCCCGAACAACAGCUCCGCAGCUACAAAUACGGGCCAUCACGCUUCUCAUGAGGGCAGCAGUAGCAGCAACAGUAACAAUCCGGGUCAGUUAAAAAUGUCCGACAUUCUCAAGCGAAAGGUUCCACCAAAGCGGAAAUCGCAGGGUAGUUCUAAAUCUAAAUCACGUCACGACGACGCCCACGCAUCAGGUGGAGCAAGUUCUUCUGCCGGUCAUGGUGUCGCCUCCAUGGCUAGUGGAAGCGGUGUAGCUAGCAAUAGUGGAUCAUCCGGUGGUGUGUCAUCCGUGAUGCAGGAAUUCAUCAACAAAGCAACCACAAUGGGAGCAAGUUCCUCGUCCUCUGGACGCCACACGCCUGCGUCCGGUUCGGGAUCUUCGCGCUCUCGGUUUACAGGUGCAUCAUCGAAAACGACUUCGUUCCUUGCGUCACUGAAUCCAGCCCGCUGGGGUCGGCAAUCGUCAUCCUCAUCGACGGCGUCUACAUCCCAUAAUGCUUCUUCGUCGGGAUCGGGCUAUGGCAAGGAUGGAAGCAGUGGAAGCUCGCUAAACAAGAGCCAUUCGAAUUCAAAUCUGAUUGCGGCCGGCAAUCGUGAAAAGGCUCGCCAAUGGAUUCGCGAUCAGGCAGUAUUGUUUGUAAAUCGCCAUUCCGCGGAUACGACAAGCGGCGGCGGUACAGCGGAUGGCGCAGGUGGAAUUAGUGGUGGUGGGGCCCUCGAGCAACAUCCGGCCUGCACGAUCUUGAUCCGGCUUACUGAUGCCAUACGCAAGCUGGAUGGUCGUAGGGACGAAUGCUUGAAUGCGCUGCAGGAACUGCGUGACAUUUUGAUGGAAAGCGACAUAUCACCGUUCGAGGUGAAUCAUUCUGGUUUGAUUCGUGCGAUGUUGAACUACAUGGCAAACGAUGAAAAUCCGCUAGUUGAACGAGCGACACGUUUACGAAUGUUUUUGCACGUGUUUGCCGGAUUGCCGUUGGAUGCAAGCUAUUCCCACGUGGGUGCAGGUACGCCAGCAGGUAUGGACGGAGCAGCUUUCAGUGCGCUUGUGGCAAAGUUGAACGGUUGCGUUACGCAGCUCGAACAGUUUCCGGUGAAGGUGCACGAUUUUCCUGCUGGCGUCGGCGGACGAUCUAACACAAGUGCUCUUAAAUUCUUCAACACACAUCAACUGAAGUGCAAUCUUCAACGCCAUCCAGAAUGUACAAAUUUGCGCCAAUGGAAGGGUGGUACAGUGAAAAUUGAUCCACUGGCGUUGGUGCAGGCCAUCGAAAGAUAUUUAGUAGUGCGGGGGUACGGUGGUAUCCGCGUGGACAGUGAAGAGGACUCGGAAGAGGACAUUGAUAAUAUUGAUGCUGCUGCCAUGAUAUCAAUGGGGGGAUUGAAACACAAGCUACAGUUUUUGAUUGGCGAACAUGUGCUCCCGUACAACAUGACCGUGUACCAGGCCAUUCGUCAGUAUUCACCACUGGUAAACGAUCAGUCUGAAACGGACACCGAUACCGAAACACCCAUAGGAAGUGCCAGUAUUUGGGUGCAGCAGCACACUAUCUACUACCGUCCCGUAGAGGAAGAAUCGAGUGGUUCGACCAAGGGUGCAUCGGGAUCAUCGCGAAAGAAUAGCAAAAAUUCAUCGCAAUCGAAGCUUAUGCGCCGAAAACCAGAAUUCUGGAUCGACGGACAAGUGCCGGCCGUAGUGUCUCCGCUUGGUCCGUUUCUUGCUUCCAAGCUGCCGGAUGUAGUAACGGUACAGGAUGCUUCUCUCGAUGCGCUCUGCAUGUUGCGUAUAAUAAACGCACUCAAUCGACACUGGGCGACUCUUUACUUUUCGGUGCCGCACAUACCGAUUAUUCCUCAGGCUGAUUUCAUUCAUUCGAAGAUUGCAGCAAAAGCGAGUCGUCAGCUGCAGGAUCCACUAGUUAUCAUGACUGGCAAUUUACCUCAUUGGUUACAGCAGAUUGCGGUGGCAUGUCCGUUCCUUUUCCCCUUUGAAACGCGUCACCUGCUUUUCUACGCCGUUUCAUUCGAUCGUGACAGGGCGCUGCAGCGUCUGCUCGAUACGACUCCUGAUCUCAACUCGGCCGAUACGAGCGAACGCGUAACUCCGCGUCUCGACCGUCGAAAACGGGCCAUUUCCCGGGAAGACAUACUGAAGCAAGCAGAAUCGAUCAUUCAGGACUUUGGUCACUCGAAGGCUCUGCUGGAAAUUCAGUAUGAGAACGAGGUCGGUACCGGACUGGGGCCAACGCUCGAGUUCUACGCGCUGGUCUCGACGGAACUGCAACGCUGUGAUUUAGGCUUAUGGAAUGAUAGUGAUAGCUAUAAAAACAAUAACCAACAAUCGACCUCGAUUGCGGAUAACAUUGUCAAGUCAUCGAUUGGUGGUGGGGCCCUCGAGGACGCCAGCUUAGAUACGACCACAACAGCAACAACGAUGACGCUCGUCAGUAUGACGACUACGCGUUCGUCGCUUGGCUCGAAUCGUGGCAGCGACGAGGCCGCCAACAACAGUGUCAGCGGUGUGAGCGACGAUAACAGCAGCUUCAUCAUUAGCAACGACAAUUCCUUAAACAUGCUCAUUGAGCAAUCGGAUCAUCUACUGCAACUGAAUCCGCAGCAGGCUGAACUGGAGAACAACUCAACACCACCGCCGGCUCUGCCACCUUCAUCGUUUGCUGAUGUAGAAGGUUUGAUGAUAACGCCAUUGUUGGGCGGAGGUUUGGGAGGUGCCACGGACGGUACCGGUAGUCUGGCUGCUACGGGUGGUGGUGCCAUCUCGUACGUAAAUGCUCCCAGAGGACUGUUCCCGAUUCCGCUCAGCAAGACAGCGAAAACAUCGCAGAUUUCGCGCUUGAAGCAUAAGUUCAAGUUUUUGGGCAAAUUUAUGGCUAAAGCGGUCAUGGACAGUCGAAUGCUUGAUUUGCCGUUUUCUAUUCCGUUCUACCGUUGGAUGCUGAGCGAGGAAAGUUCUAUCGGUUUGUCUGAUUUGGGACAGAUUGCACCAGAAGUGCAGAGCACGUUACUCCGUCUGAACGAAAUCGUGAAGCAGCGAGACCAGAUCCAGACAGAUCCGAACUGCAAUGCCAUGGAAAAGACUGAAAAGAUUGAAGCACUUGAUUUGGACGGAUGUCCAAUUUCGGAUUUGGGCCUAGAUUUUGUUCUGCCAGGUCAUCCAAACAUUGAACUGCGACGUGGUGGACGUGAUAUGGCGGUGACGAUCAACAAUCUACACCAGUACAUAUCCCUCGUGACGCACUGGUUCUUGGCCGAAGGAGUAUCCCGUCAAUUUGAAGCACUUCGCGAAGGAUUUGACUCGGUAUUCCCGAUGAGCCGUUUACAAAUGUUCUACCCGGAGGAACUGGAAAACGUUUUCUGUGGAUCUGGUAUCGGUGGAACAGCUCAGCAACGGUGGGAUGUUCGAAUGCUUGCUGAAAGCUGUCGGACGGAUCAUGGUUUUAGCCAAGACUCGCCGGCAAUUCAAUUUUUCUACGAAAUUCUCGCAACGUACAAUCGGGACGAGCAGCGUCUGUUUUUGCAGUUUGUCACCGGCAGUCCGCGACUACCGACCGGUGGCUUCAAGUCCCUCACUCCACCGCUGACCAUUGUGCGCAAGAAGAUGGACGGCAAUCAAAAUCCGGACGAGUAUCUGCCAUCGGUGAUGACGUGCGUCAACUAUCUAAAGCUGCCGGACUACUCGAACCGCGAGGUGAUGCGUCAAAAGCUAAAGAUAGCCGCCAGCGAAGGAAGCAUGAGCUUCCAUUUGUCGUAA
Molecule: messenger RNA, 9096 nt
Organism: Anopheles marshallii
Lineage: Eukaryota; Metazoa; Arthropoda; Insecta; Diptera; Culicidae
Gene: ctrip
Product: E3 ubiquitin-protein ligase TRIP12
Exons: 9
Coding region: 1-9096 (3031 amino acids)
Biological process (GO): regulation of double-strand break repair; proteasome-mediated ubiquitin-dependent protein catabolic process; DNA damage response
Cellular component (GO): nuclear speck
Molecular function (GO): ubiquitin protein ligase activity; zinc ion binding
Source: RefSeq, a predicted model, not a curated record